This is a messenger RNA of Anopheles stephensi (Asian malaria mosquito), 2918 nucleotides long. RefSeq names its product cholinephosphotransferase 1 (gene bbc). Gene Ontology annotation, molecular function: ethanolaminephosphotransferase activity; diacylglycerol cholinephosphotransferase activity. Gene Ontology annotation, biological process: phosphatidylethanolamine biosynthetic process. The transcript is spliced from 7 exons. Gene Ontology annotation, cellular component: endoplasmic reticulum membrane; Golgi apparatus. The record is from RefSeq and is a predicted model, not a curated record. The coding region runs from base 721 to 2055 and encodes 444 amino acids. Lineage: Eukaryota; Metazoa; Arthropoda; Insecta; Diptera; Culicidae.
UGAUAGAUUGUGGUGUGCGUGCAGUUUGCGAGAAGUCUCAUACGUAAAAACCGUUCCACAGCUCGCUGUAUCGGGCUGCGGUGGAAUCGCGCGAUUAUUGUUCCGAGUGGUACGGAUAUUGGCGGUGUUCCGUUUUCCUUUGUCCUGUGGCAUUCGGAUACCGAGUUAGAAUAACGAGAAGGUUGCUACCAGACAGGCAACAGGCCAUUCUGCCCGUGCGUGAUACUUUCACCCGUCAUCGGUAUCGGUGCUGCUGACGGGGAGAAGCAGUGCGGGUUUUCUUUUUUGUACGUUUUGCGGGAAGUUGCGAAGCUGGCCUUUGCUACCUGUGCUACAUCCGUUCGGGUGAUUCACGGUCACGGUGAGGGAAAAAUUUCACCGCUCUACCAAGUGAUGCUGGGCGCCGUUUGAAUGUGUAGUGUCGCGGGUACGUUAUCCGUUCCGUGAUUGCGAGUGAGAUACAUACGGCGGAAGAAGUGUGUGGUAUUGUAGCGGUGGCGAAGAAAUUGGCGAAAAGUUCAGUGAGAAGAUUGGUGUGAAAUUGUUCCACUUCCCGUUCAGUGCGCGGUGUAUCCAAGGGUGAAUCCAAAGCCUGCCCAUCGCAACCAGCAACUGUCAGUUGGUGUAUUGUUUUCAUUUUUUGUUCCACGAAAAAAAAGGCCGACUGUGUGUGUAUAGUCCCUUGCUAACGUCUCGGGUGAAUACAAGAAACGGUCCACAAUGCAUUUCUACAAGCAAAAGCUGCUGCAUCCGGCGCAGCUCAAGAAGCUGUAUGACCACAAAUAUUCCUGCACCAACGUUAGCCUGAUGGAUCCGUUCCUGCAACCAUGGUGGUGCUGGCUCGUGUCGAAGGUACCGCUGUGGUUAGCCCCAAAUCUCAUCACGAUCGUGGGCCUGCUGAUCAACAUCAUCACUACGCUAAUUCUGAUCUCCUUCAGCCCAACCGGCCGGGAGGAACCACCCAGAUGGGCUUCGGCCCUAUGCGGCAUCGGGCUUUUCAUCUACCAAAGCCUGGACGCGAUCGAUGGAAAGCAGGCACGCCGAACCAACUCGUCCUCGCCGCUGGGCGAACUGUUCGAUCACGGCUGCGACUCGAUAUCGACGGUUUUCGUCGCCCUGUCGGCGUGCAUCUCCGUCCAGCUUGGUUACUACCCGGGGUGGAUGUUUUUCCAGUGCUUCUGCGCUAUGACGCUGUUCUACUGUGCGCACUGGCAAACGUACGUGUCCGGCACGUUGCGCUUCGGUCGUAUCGACGUUACCGAGGCACAGUGUACGAUCAUCGGCAUUCACAUGAUAUCGGCUGUGUUUGGUCCAUCGAUCUGGAUGACAAAGAUCUUCGGCCAGUUCGAACUGUGGAGCACGAUGGCGAUCAUGACCAUCCUGUGCGGUGGCUGGUCACUGUUGGAGUUCUUCUCGGUGAUCCGGGCCGGCGGUGUCGGUAAAAACGGAUCCACGGUCGCCGGCACGAGCGUACUGUCACCGAUCAUCCCGUUCCUGUUCGUCGUCGUACCGGCGUACGUGAUCUCGCAAAAGUCGACGGACCAGAUCUACGAAAAUCAUCCCGCCCUGUACAUAAUGGCGUUCGGGAUGAUCACGGCCAAGGUGACGAACCGGUUGGUGGUCGCCCACAUGACCAAGAGCGAAUUGGAGUACCUUGACUGGGGAUUGAUUGGACCGCUGUGUCUGUUUCUCAAUCAGUACUUCAACAGCUUUCUCCCCGAAUACUACGUGCUGUGGUUCUGUUUGCUGUGGUGCACCAUCGAUCUGAUACGAUACUGUGGUCAGGUGUGCCUGGAAAUUUGUGACUACCUGAAGAUUGAACUCUUCCGCAUACCCUACCCACCGAAGCCGGUCAUGACAUCACAAGAAACGGAAGAACUAGACCAGCAGCAGCAGCAGUCAUCCAUCAACAACAACCGACGCUCGUAUCCGACGACGCCCGUACGCAACUUGACCGUACCACAGGCGAUGGGUCUUCGAUCUGCAUCGGAGGAUAGCAGCUCCAGCCCGCGGAUUACACCGAACUCGUCGCCUCGCAAACCGCACCGUGUUUGAGAGUAUCCGCACCAAUGCAAGGGACGGUAUAGAUAUCCUCGCGUAGGAAAAGUUUGGAAUGGUUUGUUGGUUGGUUGGUGAUGGUUUCUCACUUGCCAGGAUUGGAACGGCGCCUGCUGGUAGCACGGUUCCGUAACGCUUUCAGUACCAAAACUGUUACCUGGCGUUAAAAGUGUGCUUUUUAGUAUAGAUCUAGCGUUUCGACUAGCCGCGUAACGGAUAAGAAGUCAGUCAGUCUCGAAACAAACUAAACCCAACAUUCAACCGAUUUGUACACGAUGAUGGCACGGGGCGAUUUAAUGCAACAACACUUUGAAGUUCAUACCACCCUGUUAAUGAAGUUUAAUGAAGUUGGAAGGCGGUGGCGGUGUAGAAUGUUAGUAGCAUGGAAACCGGGCAUCACAAAACCCAAACGAACGAUUUGGGAACAGCCCCGUACCCGUACCCCCAGAAGAGAUUGAGUAGAUUUAUUAGUGUAUUCCGCAUUGGUGGACGAUAAGACAACUAAAAGACAAUGCUUAGAACUAAGAGGGACUAGGAGCAAACGAACCAAGCGUGUGGAAGCAGCAGCUGGUUUGACCAAACCACUAGUAAAAUGCUAACAAACAAAAAAAACCCCCCCGUACUGCCCAACAGAGGCGGAUGUGUCUUUCGGGAUAAGCAUCAGGCCCACACUCAGGCUGGGCGCAUACCAGGAAGGAGCCAGAACUGUUUAGGAGGUAUAUUUAUAUAUAGUGGGUAGAGUUGUGAAGUGAAAGCUACUAGAAUUUAUGAAUUAUGUGGACCCGCGACGCGGUUUUGGCGUUUAAAUGGCGGCAGUGAAGGUGAAGCAAUAAAAAAACGAAACGAUUGCGUGAUUAUAA